AAUUAGUUUUCCACUUUCAAAAAAAAAUGAUCAGUCCGAUUUUCACCCUUAGUUUUGGUAAAAGAAAAUAUAUUUUUGUUGACAAUUUACACGACGAAUGUUUUUACAACAGGUCAUUAUAAACUCCGAGGUGUGCGAUCUUCGAAACUUCAAGAUUCUCCGAACCGUGCCCUCCUUGCACCAGACGACAAUCAAAUUCAACAGUGACGGUGACGUAAUAUACGCAAUCUUGAGGAGAGACCGCUCGGAUUUCAAGUCGGCAGUAAACCCUCGCCGGAUGAAGCACAAUCUCUUUUCGGCUUUCCGCACAGUAGACGCUCUAAACUACACCGACAUAGCUACUAUCCCAAUCGAGCGGUGUGUGCUCGAUUUCGCCACCGAACCGACCGAUUCCUUUGUGGGAUUGAUCACAAUGGAUAACGAUGGUGAUAUGAAGGGGUCAUUGGCUAGGAUAUACGAUGUCGGUGAGAGAAAUAAUCCCAGUGAUGGUGAUUACGGUCUACAGUUUAAUCGGAAUCGGAACUGGAAUCGAAACCAGAACCGGAAUAGAAACAGAGAUGCGGAAUAUGAUCUGCACACGGUUGAAUUGGACGAAGAUGAAGAAGAAUCGGAAGGGAACGAUUACGAGGAAACCGUGAAUGAAGACGAAGAAUAUGAGAGUGGGAGUGAUUUGUCUUUGAAUAUCUACAGAAGUGAAGAUGAAGAUAAUUAAUGAGAACAUUUCUUAUGUAAUAAUUUUAUAGUGUAUACUAUUACAGUUUUACUGACAGUAAGAAACAA
Erythranthe guttata (spotted monkey flower) is the source of this 780-nucleotide messenger RNA. Lineage: Eukaryota; Viridiplantae; Streptophyta; Magnoliopsida; Lamiales; Phrymaceae. The record is from RefSeq and is a predicted model, not a curated record.